AUGCCGCUCGAGUGGCUUCUAGGGAAGAAGAAGACUCCCGCAGAGAUACUGCGGGAGAACAAGCGUCUCCUCGACAGGUCGAUCCGCGACAUCGACCGCGAGCGCACGGGGCUGCAGAACCAGGAGAAGAAGCUGGUGGUGGAGAUCAAGCGGAUGGCGAAGCAGGGCCAGAUGGACGCGGUGAAGGUGAUGGCCAAGUCGAUGAUUCGGAACCGCAAGGCGGUGACCAAGCUGCACCACCUGAAGAGCCACCUCCAGGGCAUCUCCCUGCGCAUCCAGACGCUCAAGUCGACGCAGAGCAUGGCGCAGGCCAUGCGCGGGGCGACCAAGGCCAUGAGCGUGAUGAACCGGCAGCUCAACGUGCCGGCGCUCAACGGCAUCAUGAAGGAGUUCGAGAAGCAGAACGAGCGCAUGGAGAUGGCCGAGGACAUGAUGGGCGACGCGCUCGACGACGCCUUCGCCGACGAGGACGAGGAGGAGGAGACGGACGAGCUGGUGGGGCAGGUGCUCGACGAGAUCGGGCUGGACAUGGACGUGAUGCUCGCCAGCACACCUGCGCCGAAGCAGUCCGUGGCUGCUGCGCCGCAGCGCGUGGCGGCGGGCGUGGGCGCGGGCGCGGGUGGCGCGGACAACCUCCCGGACCUCCCGCCGGACGACGACCUGAAGAACCGCCUCAACAACAUCCGGAAGGGGUGA
Pedinophyceae sp. YPF-701 is the source of this 696-nucleotide messenger RNA. The record is from the annotation of a GenBank genome assembly. NCBI's taxonomy places the organism in Eukaryota, Viridiplantae, Chlorophyta, Pedinophyceae.